This is a messenger RNA of Geodia barretti, 442 nucleotides long. Lineage: Eukaryota; Metazoa; Porifera; Demospongiae; Tetractinellida; Geodiidae. The record is from the annotation of a GenBank genome assembly.
CCUCUGGUCCCUGGUGGAGGUCCACUCUCAGCUGACCUUUCCUUAUGUCUCCUUCAUGAGCAAGCCUCUGGCAUACGACUCUUAUGUGGACUUUAGCCUAAUAGGGAUAACUGAAAUUGAGAGUGUUCAGUGUCACACUGACCUGAGAACAUGCUGCAGCAAUGAGCAGGGUAUUCAUCGUGGUGACUGGUACUUCCCUAAUGGAAACAGACUGCCAUUUGAUGGGGGAGCCAACGAUAUUCACCAGCAUCGUGACUAUCGGAGAGUUGAUCUACGUCGUAGGAAUGCCACCUCACCAUCUGGCAUGUAUCAUUGUGAUAUUGCAACUGUUGAUGUCCAUGAUAACACAACCACUCAAUUGACCCGAAGCAGGGUGUAUGUUGGAUUGUAUGCCAAUGGAGGAGAUAUGUCUAUAUCUGGUGGUAUUAUGCUGAAUGUGGAC